GGGAGAGCUAGGACCUAGAAAGAUCUGGGGUGGAUGGGCGUGCACUGGAGACCCUGGAGGCCUCAGCCACCAUCCGGAUGCUGGUGCUGUCUGCCCCCUGUCCCCAGUCCCCAACGCUGCCCUCCGCUGAGGCCAUGGAGGACCCUCCGCCUCGGACAGGCGGGUCCCCAGAACCUGGACCUUCCUCCUCCACAGGAUCUCCCCAGGCCUCGUCUCCUCCGAGGCCCAACCACUACCUGCUCAUUGACACCCAGGGCAUCCCGUACACCGUGCUGGUGGACGAGGAGGUUCAGAGGCAGCCUGGGACUAAUGGGGCUUCGGCUCAGAAAAAGUACUACAGCUGCCCAGUGUGUUCCCGGGUCUUUGAGUACAUGUCUUACCUGCAGCGACACAGUAUCACCCACUCGGAGGUGAAGCCCUUCGAGUGCGACACCUGCGGGAAGGCAUUCAAGCGGGCCAGCCAUUUGGCACGGCACCACUCCAUUCACCGGGCUGGCGGCGGGCGGCCCCAUGGCUGCCCGCUCUGCCCUCGCCGAUUCCGAGAGGCGGGUGAGCUGGCCCAGCACAGCCGGGUUCACUCCGGGGAGCGCCCGUUUCAGUGCCCGCACUGCCCACGCCGAUUUAUGGAGCAGAACACGCUGCAGAAGCACACCCGAUGGAAGCAUCCAUGAGCUGGCU
This is a messenger RNA of Pteronotus mesoamericanus, 678 nucleotides long. RefSeq names its product zinc finger protein 581 (gene ZNF581). The record is from RefSeq and is a predicted model, not a curated record. Gene Ontology annotation, cellular component: nucleus. The coding region runs from base 78 to 671 and encodes 197 amino acids. Lineage: Eukaryota; Metazoa; Chordata; Mammalia; Chiroptera; Mormoopidae. Gene Ontology annotation, biological process: regulation of gene expression. The transcript is spliced from 2 exons.